This is a messenger RNA of Dendrobium catenatum, 1228 nucleotides long. Its product is annotated as mediator of RNA polymerase II transcription subunit 7a. Gene Ontology annotation, cellular component: mediator complex; core mediator complex. NCBI's taxonomy places the organism in Eukaryota, Viridiplantae, Streptophyta, Magnoliopsida, Asparagales, Orchidaceae. The coding region runs from base 101 to 613 and encodes 170 amino acids. The transcript is spliced from 5 exons. The record is from RefSeq and is a predicted model, not a curated record. Gene Ontology annotation, molecular function: transcription coregulator activity. Gene Ontology annotation, biological process: regulation of transcription by RNA polymerase II.
ACUGCAAGUGCCCGGGAACUGGAACAGGUGGUCGGCCGCUCCACAGUUGGUGCGAGGUCUAGAAAGCAAGAGAUCCGUCGAGUUAAGGAGGAAGAGAACCAUGGCGGCAACUUCCUCGUCUUAUCCACCUCCGCCUCCCUAUUACCGCCUCUACAAGGACUUCCUCGAAGAUCCCACCUCCGCUCCCGAGCCGCCAUCGCCUAUCCGCGGUUCUUAUCCCCUAUAUAGCUCCACCUACACUACCGAUGUGGUGCUUCCCAGCUUGGAGGAUCAGGGAGUUCGACAACUUUAUCCCAAGGGCCCUAAUAUCGAUUAUAAAAAAGAGUUGAGGUCACUAAAUAGGGAGCUUCAACUACAUAUCUUGGAGCUAGCUGAUGUGCUUGUGGAUAGACCAUCACAAUAUGCACGAAGGGUGGAGGAAAUAUCUCUUAUUUUCAAGAACUUGCACCAUCUCCUUAAUUCAUUGCGUCCUCACCAGGCUAGAGCAACUCUAAUUCAUAUUCUAGAACGCCAAAUACAAAAUCGAAAACAGGCAGUGGAGGACAUAAAAAGAAGGAGAGAAGAGGCACAAAAGUUGCUUAAGGAUUCACUCCAAAUGCUGGAUGGCCAUUAAUUUGCCUUCAAUUAGCGCCCGCCUACUUAGCUUUGCGAGUUUGAUCUGCUAUCUAAUUUCUUUAGUGAAAGCUAAGUCUCCAAGCGACGAGGAUGAGCUGAUGGGGGUUCAUACUUUACAUAAUAGCAAGAUUUGUAAUGUGAGCGAUACCGCCCCUGACUGCAGAAAUUAUGAACUCGUAUCAUUUUCAAACCUGGUUAAUUUUGAGGCAUCGUCCAAAAAAAAAAAAAAAAGACGGUUGGUUUUAUAUUUUAUUGCAUAAUGGCUUUUGCAGAAUUGCUUGAGCCAUCUUGAGUUUUUAUUUGGGUCUUGUGAUUACAUACUAAAUUUUUAUUUCGAACUAGUCUUUUUAGAGAACUUAAGUACAAGAUAAAGCUAGUUGCAAGAAUCCAUACAACUUGAUGGAUCAUAAUCGAUCACAUGUGGCUGAGUGGUGUAGAAAAACUUGGUGUAUUAGUAUUUGGAUAUCUAUUUUCUUUGUCUCAGAAAGGCUAUCAUCUGAAAGCAAAAUCAGUAGCUAUGGCUGCUACUGCUUCAUCGUUGCUUUUAGUUGGUAACUCUAAAUCAACAGUGUGAUUAAGAACUUUGUAUUAAAAAUAAAAGUUACUUUGUAUA